Adineta ricciae is the source of this 231-nucleotide messenger RNA. The record is from the annotation of a GenBank genome assembly. Lineage: Eukaryota; Metazoa; Rotifera; Eurotatoria; Adinetida; Adinetidae.
AUGCCUGUGAAAGAAAUAUUCUACAGUGAAACAUAUAAAGAUGAUACUUAUGAAUAUCGACAUGUGAUUUUGCCGCCUGAACAAGCACAAUUAGUACCGAGAACGCAUUUAUUAACAGAAACUGAAUGGCGGAAUUUAGGUUUACAAAUGUCGGCAGGGUGGGUGCAUUUUAUGCUGCAUAAUCCAGAACCACAUGUUUUACUCUUCCGUCGUCCAUUGAAAUCCAAAUGA